Messenger RNA from Esox lucius (northern pike), 545 nucleotides. RefSeq names its product lymphocyte antigen 6 family member D (gene ly6d). NCBI's taxonomy places the organism in Eukaryota, Metazoa, Chordata, Actinopteri, Esociformes, Esocidae. The transcript is spliced from 3 exons. Bases 53 to 307 code for a protein of 84 amino acids. The record is from RefSeq and is a predicted model, not a curated record.
UGGAGGUAUAAAAGCUGUAUCUGUUGUUUCCUCCUUCACACUACUGGGCAACAUGAAGACUCUGCUCCUGACCACUGUCCUGCUGCUGCUUGUCUGCAGUAGUCAAGUACUUAGUCUCAGGUGCUUCACCUGUGACCCAAAUAAUGCUAACAACUGCAAGGUUGUGACAGAAUGUCCCUCAUCAAGCGUUUACUGCAGAACUGUGGUGACUGCUGAAUCAGUGUCUCGUUCCUGUGAGGAGAUGUGCGACCCGGGUGUCAAUGUUUACUGCUGCCAGGGUGACUUGUGCGAGGCAAAAUCCACAUAGAGUCACUGACCAAACAUUUUCUCUUUCUGAUUCCGACCAGUUAAGGGUUUUAGUGGAAAUCAAAACGUUUCAAUUAAUUAUCUCUGAUUAUCUUAGCAAAGAAAAUAGAUAAGACUGUCAUUUAAAAAAAACAAUCAAUGUAGAAAUAUAGAGGACUAAAUAAUCCUUCUUAGCGACACUGUUUUUGCUGUUCUUUCAUGGUUUGACUUAAUACCAUAAAACUCUGAUUUCCGCUGCA